Molecule: messenger RNA, 1269 nt
Organism: Penicillium expansum
Lineage: Eukaryota; Fungi; Ascomycota; Eurotiomycetes; Eurotiales; Aspergillaceae
Product: NADH:flavin oxidoreductase/NADH oxidase family protein
Exons: 6
Coding region: 1-1269 (422 amino acids)
Molecular function (GO): oxidoreductase activity; FMN binding
Source: RefSeq, a predicted model, not a curated record
AUGCCAUCUCCACUCGCAGACCCCGUCAAGCUCCCAUGUGGACUCGUUUUGCCGAACAGGCUGAGCAAGGCCGCAAUGGCUGAGAUGAUAGCCAAAACGAAUCAGCCGACAACCGCCCUGGCUGAUGCCUAUGAGCAAUGGUCGGACGGCGGAUGGGGGAGUAUCCUUACAGGAAACGUCCAAGUCGACGUAAACCACAUGGGCGGUCCCUACGAUCCAGCCAUACACAGCGAAUACAUUGACAGCAAGACCAACAGCGCCCUAGUCGCGGAAUGGAAGAAAUACGCCGACACCUGCCAAAAACACGGCACACCAGCCAUUGCACAGAUCUGCCAUCCAGGUCGGCAGUCCUUCCGCGUUUCAGGCUACCGUGGUAUCUUUGCGCAGACGCUCGCGCCUAGCGCUAUCCCUAUGAAGGUCGGAGAUAGCUACCUCGAGAGUUUGAUUGGGUAUUUGGUUUGGUCUAAGCCCAAGGAAAUGACCACUCAGGAUAUUGAAAGAGUUAUUCGGCAGUUUGUUGAUACUGCGAGACUUAUGGCGGAUGCUGGGUUCUCGGGUAUUGAGUUGCAUGGUGCGCAUGGGUAUUUGAUUGACCAAUUCCUCAACAGCAAGACAAACCUCCGCACAGAUGCCUACGGCGGCACACCCGAAAAGCGCGCGCGCUUCGUCCUAGAAAUCCUCUCCCAGACACGCAAAGUCGUACCAGCAAACUUCGCAAUCGGCAUCAAGCUAAACUCCGCUGACCACAGCUCCGCAACCUUCGAAGAAACAAUGACCCAAAUCGCCCUCCUAGCCGAAGCCGGUAUCGACUUCAUGGAAAUCUCCGGUGGCAGCUACGAGGACCCAAAAAUGAUGGGCUAUGGCAAAGCCAAUCCGGCCGCAGCACCGAAAUCAGCACGCACCGCCGCGCGCGAGGCCUUCUUCCUCGAGUUCUCGAAGGAGGUGCGACAGCGCCAUACUGGGCUCGUUCUUAUGUUGACUGGUGGGUUCCGCACGCGUGCUGGCGCUGAGGCUGCUAUUAGGGAUGAUGCUUGUGAUCUUGUUGGUAUUGGACGGCCGGCCGCUAUCAAUCCCAGAUUCCCCCAUCUGUUGCUUGAUGAGAGUGUUAGUGAUGAGGAGGCGCAGUUGGUGUUGAAUAAGGUGGCUGUGCCGUGGUAUACGCGCUUCUUGCCGUUGCAUCUUAUUGGGGCUGGGGCUGAGAGUACGUACUAUUCUGCGCAGAUUCAGAAGUUGGCGAAGGGGAUCGCUGGUAUUGCGCCUUCUUGGUAG